AUGCCCAUUUAUGGAUAAAAGGGCGUGGUUUGGGUGUAACCGCGCCUGUUUAGCCCCGCCCAGGAUUGUACCAAGUGCACGGCGGGACGGGGGGGGGAGGAGCCAGGGGGGCACGAGGUGGCGGCAUGGAGGGGCCAUCCCCCCGGUUCCGGUGUCCCCCCGAGUUCGAGGUCGCGCCCGGGGGGGUCCCCAUGGGGGGUCCCCAGACGGAGCUGUGGCUGAUCCGCGCCCCCGCCGACUUCUGUCCCCAAAGCCUCGAGGGCUGCCCGGUGCCCCUGACCGGCCUCGAGCGGCUCCGCCCCGCCCCAGGUGCCACCACCGACGGUGACAACGACACCGAGGCCACCGAGCUCUACGUGCUGCGGGGUGGCCCGGCCGGGGGAGGGGACUGUCCCCUGCUGCUGUCCCCGCUGUCCCCAGGGGGGUCCCUGGGCUGCGCCCCCCCCCUGCGGGGGUCCCUGAGCAUCACCCGCAGCUUCGGGGCCACCCCCGGCCCGGGGGAGGGGACACCGAGGGUGGCACUUGGGGACACGGCCACAGCCGAGGGGACAGUGCCACCCAGGGAGGGGACAGAGGGGACAGAGGGGCCGGGACCCCCCCGGGCGGCCCCCGAGGAGCCCAAGAGGAGGAAGAAGAGGAAGAAGCAGAAGAGGGAGGAGGGGCAGGAGUGAGCCCGGCGGUGGCACUUUGUCACUUUUGUCACCUGGGCCACCAUUAAAUGUCCUUUAUUACCAUCAAAAA
Messenger RNA from Haemorhous mexicanus (house finch), 741 nucleotides. It is a transcript of the gene POLR1G, whose product is annotated as RNA polymerase I subunit G. The coding region runs from base 126 to 671 and encodes 181 amino acids. The transcript has 3 exons. The record is from RefSeq and is a predicted model, not a curated record. Lineage: Eukaryota; Metazoa; Chordata; Aves; Passeriformes; Fringillidae.